CUGGUCAGUCCUCAGCCUGAAGAACAAGUGCCAUUUUCUUAAAGCUUUCUUUGCUUUUUGCUUUGAGAUCAUAAGAAAACAAAUAUGAACUCCAGAACGAGAAUGGUAGAGAAACUCAUCAUGUUGUUGAUGGUCGUUGGAGGAACCUGGGCUCACGGACGCCUGAUGGAACCUCCCUCACGGGCUUCGGCGUGGAGACUGGGCUUCGAAACCCCGAUCGACUACAACGACAACGAGGGAUUCUGCGGCGGGUUCAGCCACCAAUAUUACGUGAACGACGGAAAAUGCGGUAUUUGUGGCGACGCUUGGGAACUCUCGCCUCGCCCUCACGAAGUUGGAGGAAAAUACGCCACCGGGACCAUCGUCAGGCAGUACCAGGAGGGGGAGGUCAUCGAGGUCACGGCUGACAUCACCAGCAACCAUCGCGGGCACUUCGAGGUCAGGAUUUGCCCCACGCCUGACCCCGAGGCCACGCAGAACUGUCUUGACCUGCACCAGCUGGAACUCGCCGACGGCUCUGGCUUCAAGUUCAACAUCUCAACCGACGUAGGACUUCACACCAUGCACGUCAAGCUACCGACUGGCCUCACUUGCGCGCACUGUGUCCUGCAGUGGCGUUACGUGACGGGAAACAACUGGGGUUUCUGCGACGACGGGACCGGCAUGCUCGGGUGUGGACCGCAGGAGGAAUUCCGCGCAUGCGCAGACGUCGCUGUUUCUUCGGCGAGCGCGAGGACGAGCAGGUCAUCCUUCAGAGGAUCUCGUCCCACGCCUUCCGAGGACCUGGCACUCGAGCGGAGGAUCCACCCCAAAUUCCGGCUGCUUCCAGGAGGUUCGAGUGCCAGCGGAAUCGAGUGCCACGGCGUCGGGGAGUGGGAGGGCGUGCCUGGGGUGGCGGUGUGGUGUGCCAAGAACUGCCUUGGCACGGAUUACUGCCCCCCUGCCCAGUGCCGGUGUCAGUGAUGCCCCGGAAAUGAGAUUUUUUUUGGAUAAUUCCUAUUCGCGUAUUUGGGUUUUGUGUGUGGUAAGGAAAUCCACACGUUAUCUCGUCUAUGUGUGUAUGUGCACAUUAAUGCUCUCUGUCUGUCUGUCUGUCUGUCUCUCUCUCUCUCUCUCUCUCUCUCUCUCUCUCUCUCUCUCUCUCUCUCUGUCUCUUUCUCUCUUAAACCACACCACAUUCUCUCUAUGAACACCUUUCAACAAUAGUAAAGAUCAGUUCUUAACACUUCCUUCUCAUUUAUUUUCUAAGAUUCACUGAUUUUGUAAAAUAUUUAUAUAUUUAUUUAGAUUUUAGAGAUUUUUUCCCGAUGAAACAAUUUAUCUUUUUA
Messenger RNA from Penaeus vannamei (Pacific white shrimp), 1328 nucleotides. RefSeq lists its product as uncharacterized. NCBI's taxonomy places the organism in Eukaryota, Metazoa, Arthropoda, Malacostraca, Decapoda, Penaeidae. The record is from RefSeq and is a predicted model, not a curated record.